UCCAAAGCUCCCCGCUGGACCGAACCUCCUGGUUGUCGAAGUCGUCUACCAUGGUGAUGGUGUCCAACCUUCACAAACAGCAGAGCUCAGGAGCUCCGCAGGGGGAGAUGCACGCGGCUCUGCGUCUGGCUGUAGUGGCGGUCCCCAUGGGUGUGCUCCUGUCCCGGACCAUGGCGUGGAUGUCUAGUGGCAAAACACAUGCAGACCUCGUCAGCAGACUAAGAGAUCAUGGGGUCAUUCGGAGUGACCGAGUGUUUGAUGCCAUGCUGGCAACCGACAGAGGGCUUUACUCCAGAGACUAUCCUUAUGCAGACUCUCCACAGACCAUAGGCUACAGGGCCACCAUCAGUGCACCUCACAUGCAUGCUCAUGCUUUGGAGCUUUUAAGUGACAAACUUUCUGCAGGAGCGUCUGCUCUGGACGUGGGCUCCGGCAGCGGGUAUCUCACGGCCUGCUUUGCCCAAAUGACGGGGCAGAGUGGCAGAGUAGUUGGCAUCGAACACAUUGAGGAGCUGGUUCAAAUGUCUAUAAAAAACGUGCAAGCCGACGACCCUGAGCUGCUGUCAUCUGGACGCAUCAGGCUGCUUGUGGGAGAUGGGAGACUUGGCUAUCCAGAAGGAGCUCCGUAUGAUGCUAUUCAUGUUGGUGCAGCUGCAGCCACAGUUCCCAAAGCUCUCUUGGAGCAGCUGAAGCCUGGCGGGCGCUUGAUUCUCCCAGUGGGCCCUGAAGGUGGCAACCAAGUCCUAGAACAGUAUGACCGGCAGAACGAUGGGACCUUCACCAAGAAAGCUUUAAUGGGAGUGGUUUAUGUCCCCCUCACAGACAAGAGGCGCCAGUGGCCAGGAGGCGAGCUCUGACUGCAGUGUGGUUGCCCCUGCAGGAGGUGGCGCUGGUGCUGUGCCUCCGGAGCCUUGUAGUCCUCUGCAUGUCUCACCGAGCGCCUGUCUCCAUGACACCCGCUGUUCCACCGGGUCGGCACCUAGCAACGUACGAGAGAGGAGUUCCGCUCUGUGCGCCUGAACAGAUCCUAGAGUUAAAAUCGCAGUCUGGAUUGACCUUUUCCCAGAAUCCUUAGUCUGUAAGAACGCAAUGGUCAAUGAGAAAGAAGAGUUUUGUUGCUUUGAUGAUAACAUCUACCACAAAACCUUAACUAAGUAAUAUAUAUUUUCAUGUGUUUGUAGAUUCACCUGCUUACGUCCCGAGUAUUUCUUGUGUGCCAAAAUAGUUUUUUAAUGGAAAAACAAAAAAAUAUGUACCAAUAACUUUUUUUUGUGUGUUCAAAGCCAUUCUAAAAAAAUAAAAUUAUUAAUAAAGAUAUUCUUCACCAGUAAUUGAAGUGAGAGGUACAAAUUAGAACUGACUAGUUAUUAAAUUUAUUUAUUGUUGUAAAAUUUGUGAAGCCUGAAUAUGAAUAAAUCUGCCCUUAAACAUUCUUAAAAUGUGAAAAAAUUGCUAUACAUGUAAAUGUUAAAUCCUAAUAUAACCUCGUUUUUUAUAUCAGUAGACAGCUCAAAAAUAUUAAAUAAUAUGUCAAAGUUAAAAGUUUGUUCACAAAAUUUAGACUAUGAACUUAAAAAAGUGCAUAUUAAAGACUUUAAAUGAAAAUAAUGUGAAAUGCAGCGUGAGUAAUGCUAACUAACCACUAAAGACCAUUUGACUGCUAAUAUUUCAGCUAAAUUUACUAGUUUAAAAAUAUAUUUAAAAAAUAGAGUAAAUGUGUUUACAAAGAUGAGGCUGAAAUGUAAAACUUUAAAGACUAAUUUAGCUAAAUCACCAAAACUAAAGAUCAGUGGUUGGUAAAACUACAAAUAAAGCAUGUUUGACAACAAUAUUGCAUAAUAAUUAUGCACCAGGGCUGCACGGUGGUGUAGCGCUUCACGGCGUGAAGGUCCUGGUUCUUCAUGUGUGGAGUUUCAAUGUCCUUCUUGUGAACGUAUGGGUUUUCUUCCACAGUCCAGAAACAAGCUUCAUAUGCUUGAUGAUUGUGAACUGUCUGCUAGAUGUGAAUGUGUGGCCCUGCAACAGCUGGGCAACCUUUCCAGGAUGUAACCCACCUUUGCCCAACAGUAGCUGGGAUAGGCUCCAGCAACUCUUUGCCCUCAAAAAUGGAUUCCGCGGGUUCAAAAAAUGAAUGGGUGGAAUUGUGCUCCAUUCUUCAUUGAUUUAUUUUAGUUGUCCUAGGUCCAGAUACGACGUACGUACGUGGAUCUAAGUGGAUGCAUCAGAACUGUUUGGAGCAGGGAUUGGAGUUUGUUACACAACAACUACGUGCUUUUUCAACCAUUUUUUGUCUGGUGAUUCACUAUAAUUUGAAUAAAGAAAUACUCAGAAACGCA
Messenger RNA from Oryzias latipes (Japanese medaka), 2336 nucleotides. It is a transcript of the gene pcmtl, whose product is annotated as l-isoaspartyl protein carboxyl methyltransferase, like. NCBI's taxonomy places the organism in Eukaryota, Metazoa, Chordata, Actinopteri, Beloniformes, Adrianichthyidae. Gene Ontology annotation, molecular function: protein-L-isoaspartate (D-aspartate) O-methyltransferase activity. Gene Ontology annotation, biological process: protein modification process. The record is from RefSeq and is a predicted model, not a curated record. Gene Ontology annotation, cellular component: cytoplasm.